UUAAAGCUUGCAUUGCCCUCUUCCCUUAUCUCUUCUCUCUCUUUCUCUCUCUCUCUCUCUCUCUAUACAACUCAGCUUCCCAAUUCCCAUCUGAAAGGAAUUCCAUGCUCCACAAGUGAGUGAGAGACAGACCCACCAAAGGCCACCAAUUUGAUACAAUUCUUUUGAGGGUCACCUACAGAUGUACUAGGACCAAAGAAAAACACAACAAUUUUUUUUUUUUUUUUUGGAAAAAAAAAAAUACACCACCCCCACAUCUCCAACUAUAUGAUCAUGGAUGAUCAUGAAAAUAGUCUCCGCAGGCCUAAUUUCCCUUUACAAUUGCUAGAGAAAAAAGAAGAAGAUCUUUCAUCAGCUUGUUCUAGCUCACACUACCCUAAUACAAUUACUACAAUUCUUACUACUACUGCAAGUACUACAAGUACUAGUCUUCAAGUUCAACAAGCUAGUGAGCAAUCCAAGUUAAGCAAUAAUAAGCCACCACCAAAGAGAACAUCAACCAAAGACAGGCACACAAAAGUCGAUGGCCGUGGCCGCCGGAUCAGAAUGCCUGCUGCUUGUGCUGCUAGAGUUUUUCAGCUCACUAGAGAGCUUGGUCACAAGUCCGAUGGUGAAACCAUUGAGUGGCUAUUACAACAAGCUGAGCCAGCGGUGAUUGCUGCAACUGGGACUGGUACUAUUCCAGCUAACUUCACGUCCCUUAAUAUCUCUCUUCGCAGCUCAGGUUCAACCAUGUCAGCUCCUUCACACUUCAUGAGGAAUAAUACUAGCUAUUUGUUCAAUACUAGUUCAAAUUUUUCAAUGCCACACCACAGGAAUAUUAGUAGUAGUUUUUUGUUCCCUAGUACAACAUCAUCGGAUCAGACUAAUAGUGGUUCUGGUAAUUCAAAUUCCAACUCGUCUAUGUUUUUGAAUUCUAAUGUGAAUGUGAACAAUGUGACAUUGCAUUCACAGGCAAAGCAAGAGACUUUGUUGGACGUGUCUGAUUGUGAAGGGAGGGUUAUUAAGAGAAGACCAGUAUUGGAUCAUCAGCAAGAAAUGUCACAAAAUCAAAUGGGUGGGUAUUUGUUACAGUCUAGUAAUUCGGGUUCGAUUAAUCCAGGAACGUUUUGGAUGUUGACAAAUCCGAAUCCUAGUACUACACAAGUGAUGAGUGGUGGUCACGACCCUAUGUGGACAUUUCCUUCUAGUGGUGGUGGCGGCGGUGGUGGUGCUAACAGUGGUGCUGGUAUGUAUCGGGGCUCUAUACCUAUGUCUAGUGGGCUACAUUUUAUGAAUUUUGCUCCUCCUGUGGCUCUAUUGCCUAGCCAACAAUUUGGUACUGGAAUUGGUGGUGGUGGUGGUGGCGGCGGCGGCGGUAGUGGUGACACUCAUUUAGGCAUGCUUGCUGCGCUCAAUGCGUAUAGGCCAAUUGUGGGUAGCGGAGCUAUGGAGUCUCCGGCAAGCGGGACACAUCAUCAUGGAGGAGAAGAUGGACGUGAAACAAGUCACAACUCGUAGAUCAAAAUUACAAGUGUAUGGUUUGUUUGCAUUAAUUUCAUUUUAUUUUUAGUACUUUCCUUAAGUACAUAUAUUUUGAUUUGGCAACACGGGCUUAAGCUUGAUCUGGCUUUAAAAUUGAGUUUAAUAUAUUUUGGUUUUGGUGUGGGGGUUAGUGAGGAAUGUUGUUGUUAGGGUUUGAGAAGAAAAUAUUAACAUGGGUAUUUUCUGAA
Molecule: messenger RNA, 1712 nt
Organism: Quercus robur (English oak)
Lineage: Eukaryota; Viridiplantae; Streptophyta; Magnoliopsida; Fagales; Fagaceae
Product: transcription factor TCP15-like
Exons: 1
Coding region: 268-1500 (410 amino acids)
Cellular component (GO): nucleus
Molecular function (GO): DNA-binding transcription factor activity; sequence-specific DNA binding
Source: RefSeq, a predicted model, not a curated record